Molecule: messenger RNA, 3057 nt
Organism: Contarinia nasturtii (swede midge)
Lineage: Eukaryota; Metazoa; Arthropoda; Insecta; Diptera; Cecidomyiidae
Product: solute carrier family 12 member 8
Exons: 13
Coding region: 729-2888 (719 amino acids)
Biological process (GO): chloride ion homeostasis; potassium ion import across plasma membrane; potassium ion homeostasis
Cellular component (GO): membrane
Molecular function (GO): potassium:chloride symporter activity
Source: RefSeq, a predicted model, not a curated record
CAAUCAACAGAUUCAGUGAAGAGAGGAGAAGAAGAUAGAGAGAAAAAAACACGACAUACACAAAACAAAAAGUUUGUGGGCUUAGAGUGUAUGUUUUUUUCCUAAUUUAUGCAUGUAAGUGCGGCCGAUGACACGUAAAAUAGAUGUCAGAGAAUUAAAAAUGAAAUUUUUCUAAAAAAAUUUCGCCGCCAGUUUGUUUUGGUGUGUGUCGUGUAGAGAUUAGUGUUUUCAAUCGAAUAACAUAUUUUUUGUUGUUGUUUUUUGAGAAUUGUGUUGUGCACUACAUCUGUUUGCUUGCACAACUUUUUCGUCGGCGCGAAUCAAAUGACAUCAGUGAAUAUAUAUAUUAAAUAAUGCCCACGUAGGAAUUGAUUUUAUGGAACAAUUUUAUUUUUUUUAUUCACCACAAAUUCAUAUUUAGCACAAAAACUAUUGUUCAAUUUAACCAUUUUCCCAUACUCGGGCGUUUUCUAUCUAGUUGUUUUUUUAAAAAUAAAAACCACCGACUGAAGCAAAAACAAACACGAACAAACAUCCAUGAAAUUAUUUAUUAAACAUAAUGUGAAUAGGCGAAAGAAAAACAUUUUGAUUAUACUCACUUGCGUAGCAAAUUGCGAUAAAGAAAAGUCAAUAAAUCAUAGAGGCGAAAAAGACGAAAAAUAAACAAAUUCACCGAAGUAAUAAAUCGAGAAUUAUAGUGUUAGAUAGAAAUAAGUAAAAAUAAUAUAAUGUCAAUGGAUACAUCAAGCGAACGAAAUAACGUUGAUUGGUCCAGAUAUGGUUUAGGUAAUGAAGAAUCAUAUAAUUACUCGAAUCGGGUGCGACCGAGGGGUAAUUCGACUGGUUUCGUUGAUCUCGGCAAUGAAUAUCAAUACGCUUCGGGUGGGCAUCAGGCAUCGGGUGCGAAUGAGAUUUUUGCGGAAGUGCAAGGUGACAAACCAUGGUGGCGCACCAAUUUUUUUAUAUCACAACCAGUGUUAUUUGGCACCUGGGACGGUGUAUUCACUUCCGUUGUAAUCAAUAUUUUUGGUGUCAUCGUAUUUUUGCGAUCCGGUUUCAUUGUGGCGCAAGCGGGUAUUUUGAAUGGCAUUUUGAUCAUAAUUGCCACCGUCAGUUUGGCUCUAAUCAGUGUCUUAGCGGCUGUCGGUAUUUGUGAACGAUGUCGCGUCGAGAGUGGCGGCGUUUACUUUUUAAUUGCGCACACACUUGGCUCCCGGUUCGGUGGUUCACUUGGUUUGCUCUAUUGUUUCGGUCAGGCUGUUGGAUGUGCAUUGAAUGUGCUAGGUUUUGGUGAAUCGAUGGCCGGUCUUCUUGGUUUCGAAAGUAAUUAUAAAUGGGCAAUUCGUGGAUUUGCUGCAGGCGCCGUGCUGCUGCUUGGUGUUAUCAAUGUGGCUGGCGUCAAAUGGGUUAUCAAACUGCAAUUUAUACUUCUGUUAGUUGUAUUGUGUGCCGGUCUUAAUUUCAUGGUGGGCAGUUUUGUUAACGAAGACAUUACUAAUGGCUUUACUGGUUGGAGUGUGGAGAAUUUUCUAAAUAAUUUAUGGUGGUCGGAUGAAAAAGAUAGCCCUAGUCUCCCUCCUACCAUACACUACACUUGGUUUCAAGUGUUUGGUAUAUUCUUUCCGACAAUCACAGGUGUCUUAUCCGGUAUCAAUAUGAGUGGUGAUCUUCGUGCACCAUCUACUGACAUUCCAAAUGGAACUUUGGCCGCAUUUGGCACAUCAACAUUUUUAUAUCUGGUAUUUGUAUUGUUUCUGGGCGCCACAUGUGUUCGAGCCAAUUUAAGUACAGAUUUUAUGAUUGCAAAAAAGGUUUCAGCCAUUCCAUUUUUAUUUUUGGCCGGAGUGUAUGUAUCAAGCAUAUCAAGUUGUUUGGGUGCAAUGUAUGGAACGCCAAGAGUUCUACAAAAUAUCGCAUUGGAAAAUGUGAUUCCAGCCAUUGGAGUUUUGGGCAAAGGUCGUGGUCCGAACAAAGUACCUCUCUAUGCAAUGGGUGUGGUAGCGACUGUGACAAUUGCCUUUAUUAUGGUGGGUGAUAUAAAUUAUUUGGCACCCAUCGUUACAAUGCCCUUCUUGUUGACAUAUGCAUGUAUUGAUUAUUGCUAUUUUGCGCUCGCACAAACCUUUGAUAUUCAAACAAAACGUGAGGAACGAUUCCGAAUUCAAGCCCAAAGUCCGUCAUACGAAAGUCGAAGAUAUGGUUCUGUUGUGAAUGAAAAUGAUAAUGAUCUAGAUCAUUUGUUUCCCGAACGUACACGACAUAAGCUUGGAAAUACAUCAAAUCACAAAGUGCCUUCAGAAAAUCAAAAUCUUCCAAGCAAUUCCGAGUCGACAAAUGAUAUUCAAAACAGCGAUGAACAACAAACUUUCAAUGAUAAUGAUCGCGUUACAUUUCGUGGUGGUAAUCAAGACUCCGUCAAUACAACAAAUGCGCAAAUUAAUGUUAACAAUGAAGAUGAUGAGCCGAUCGCUCAGCCAAUUAUUCCGAUUCACUCGAAAACGAAAAAUUGGUACAGUAAUUAUUGUAAUCGUUGGGUAUCGUUGUUUGGCGCUAUUUUAAAAAUUGUUAUUAUGAUGUUUGUUGAUGUGUACUAUGGAGUCACCUGCAUCUUUUUGGUAUUUCUUACAUGGUUCUAUGUCGGCACGGCGAAUCCAGCCGUUAAACCAGGAAUCGCAUCAGAAUUUCGCCUAAUUGUUUGGCUGAAAAGUGUUGUUAUCCGAUGUUUUGGAAAACGAACCAACGAAUACGAACAAAUUGUGGUGACUCCAUCGUGCCCAGGAGUCGACUUACGUUCCGAUCAAUUGAACGAAGAGAAUGAAGAUUUUUCGUCGAGACGACGUUACCAUCAAACCAGCAUCAUUCAAGGCCACUAUGUGGACGAUGUUUGAUAUAUUACUAUGAUGACAUUAUCACUUUGUAUAUUGUGCUAGAAUCUUAAUUAUUUUUCGCAAAACUAAAAACAUUGUGUACAUUUUUUUUACAUAUAAAUCUAUUGUAUUGUUAGGGAAACUUUGGAAGCCAAGCUUAAUAUCAACAAAAAAGUAAUUUAAACACAAA